Messenger RNA from Anolis sagrei ordinatus, 10437 nucleotides. RefSeq names its product LPS responsive beige-like anchor protein (gene LRBA). The record is from RefSeq and is a predicted model, not a curated record. Gene Ontology annotation, biological process: intracellular protein localization. Gene Ontology annotation, cellular component: cytosol; membrane. Gene Ontology annotation, molecular function: protein kinase binding. Lineage: Eukaryota; Metazoa; Chordata; Lepidosauria; Squamata; Anolidae.
AGCUCGGCCGGCAACCCUCCCGGGGCUCGGCUCAGCGCUGUCAUGGCGGCAGAGAGCAGCAGCAGCAGCAGCAGCAACUCUUCCUAAGGCAAGCCAAGCCAGGCAGGCAGGAAGCAAGCAAGCCAUGGAGGAGCCCAGAACGGCGUCCAGGGUGGAGUGAGGAGGAGCCGCGCGGAAAACUUCAGGUCCCUUGGCUCAGAUUGAAGAGACCACUGUCCAUAUUCUGGUGCCGGGGAAGGAAGGACAAGGUCUGCGGAGGAAACUAAAGUGUGUUCCAGAUACUUCACAAACUGGAUCUGAAGACCUAAGCUGCAGGCUGAGUGACUUAUUUCUGGACGGCCAGCUCCAGCUGGCGGCUUGGAAGCAAACUAGCCAUGGCUAGUGAAGACAAACAGGUUUCUUCGCCCCGACCAACAGGUGACGAAGGAGGAGGAGGGCUUGGUGGUGGAGGGGGAAAAGAAGGAAUCUCGCCCGAAAUGGAGAGCAACAUGCAGCCUUUGAACCCAGGAAUCCCUAUCCGUGGCAUCAGGAUGAAAUUUGCUGUGCUGUCAGGACUUGUGGAAGUUGGCGAAGUGUCCAAUAGGGAUAUUGUAGACACUGUAUUUAAUCUGCUUGUAGGAGGUCACUUUGAUCUGGAAAUGAAUUUUAUUAUACAAGAAGGCGAGAGUAUUACUUGCAUGGUGGACUUGUUGGAUAAGUGUGAUGUCACUUGCCAAGCUGAGGUGUGGAGCAUGUUCACGGCCAUCCUGAAGAAAAGUAUACGAAAUCUGCAGAUUUGUACAGAAGUGGGUCUUGUUGAGCACGUGCUUGAGAGAAUUGAUAAAGCCGACAAUAUGAUUGCAGACUUGCUAGUUGACAUGCUUGGAGUGUUAGCAAGCUACAGUGUGACAGUUCGAGAGUUGAAGCUGUAUUUCAGUAGACUUCAAGGAGACAAAGGAAAAUGGCCACCACAUGCGGGAAAGCUGUUGUCUGUAUUAAAACAUAUGCCUCAGAAAUAUGGACCUGAUGCCUUCUUCAAUUUUCCAGGAAAAAGUGCUGCGGCAAUUGCCUUACCUCCUAUAGCCAAGUGGCCCUAUCAGAAUGGAUUUACUUUUCAUACCUGGUUAAGAAUGGACCCUGUAAAUAAUAUCAACGUAGAUAAGGAUAAGCCUUACUUAUAUUGUUUUCGAACAAGCAAAGGACUUGGUUAUUCUGCACAUUUUGUUGGAGGCUGUUUAGUUGUGACCUCAAUUAAAUCAAAAGGGAAAGGCUUCCAGCACUGUGUAAAAUUUGAUUUCAAGCCCCAAAAGUGGUACAUGGUUACCAUAGUGCAUAUCUACAACCGAUGGAAGAACAGUGAGCUCAGAUGUUAUGUGAAUGGAGAACUGGCAUCUUAUGGGGAGAUAACAUGGUUUGUCAAUACUAGUGAUACAUUUGACAAAUGUUUCCUGGGCUCUUCAGAAACAGCAGAUGCCAACAGAGUUUUUUGUGGCCAGAUGACAGCUGUUUAUCUUUUCAGUGAAGCUCUCAAUGCUGCUCAGAUUUUUGCUAUUUAUCAACUUGGUUUGGGAUACAAGGGAACUUUUAAAUUCAAGGGGGAAAGUGAUCUCUUCCUUGCUGACCAUCACAAACAAUUACUGUAUGAUGGCAAGCUCUCUAAUGCUGUUGCCUUUACAUACAACCCAAGGGCUACAGAUGCACAACUCUGCUUAGAAUCCUCACCUAAGGACAACCCUUCCAUUUUUGUCCAUUCACCACAUGCCCUCAUGCUACAGGAUGUAAAAGCUGUGAUAACCCAUUCUAUCCAAAGUGCAAUGCAUUCCAUUGGAGGUGUGCAGGUGCUUUUCCCUCUGUUCGCACAGCUGGACUAUAGGCAAUAUUCAUUGGAUCAACCUGACACAACUGUUUGUUCCAUUCUGUUGGCUUUCAUCAUGGAGUUGCUGAAGAACUCAAUAGCUAUGCAAGAACAAAUGCUUUCUUGUAAGGGCUUCCUUGUCAUAGGAUACAGUCUUGAAAAGUCUUCCAAAGCACACAUCAGCAGAGCUGUUCUAGAACUUUGCCUUGCUUUUGCUAAAUAUCUGAGCAAUUUGCACCAUGGUGUGCCCUUGCUGAAGCAGCUGUGUGAUCACAUUCUCCUUAACCCUGCAAUAUGGAUUCAUACUCCAGCCAAGAUUCAACUGACUCUGUACACUUACUUGUCUACUGAGUUCAUUGGCACAGCUAAUAUAUACAAUGCAAUUCGACGAGUUGGGACAGUUCUACUGGCAAUGCAUACUCUGAAAUAUUACUACUGGGUAGUGAAUCCUCAGGAUCGCAGUGGAAUAAUUCCAAAAGGUUUAGAUGGACCUCGUCCUAAUCAGAAGGAAAUUCUUUCUCUACGAGCCUUUUUACUGAUGUUUGUCAAGCAGUUAGUAAUGAAGGAUCAUGGAGUGAAAGAAGAUGAACUCCAGGGUAUCCUCAACUAUCUCCUCACCAUUCAUGAGGAUGACAAUUUAAUGGAUGUCCUGCAACUGCUUGUUGCUCUCAUGUCAGAGCACCCCAGUUCUAUGAUCCCGGCCUUUGAUCAGAGGAAUGGAUUACGUGUUAUUUACAAACUCCUUGCAUCGAAAAGUGAAGGGAUCAGGGUACAAGCCCUAAAGGUGAUGGGCUAUUUCUUGAAGCAUUUGGCACCCAAGAGGAAAGCUGAAAUCAUGCUUGGACAUGGAUUGUUCUCUCUGCUGGCUGAGAGGCUCACACUUCAGACAAGUUUAAUUACCAUGACAACAUACAAUGUCCUGUUUGAGAUUCUUAUUGAACAGAUUUGCACUCAAGUGAUACACAAGCAGCACCCUGAUCCAGAUUCCACAGUGAAAAUACAAAAUCCUCAGGUUCUGAAAGUUAUUGCAACCUUGUUGCGUCACUCUCCACAGUGCCCAGAAACGAUAGAAGUCCACCGAGUUUUCCUCUCUGAUAUGAUUAAGCUUUUUAAUAGCAGCAGAGACAAUAGGCGGAGUUUACUACAGUGCUCCGUGUGGCAGGAAUGGAUGCUUUCCCUUUGCUACUUCAAUCCCAAAACCUCUGAUGAACUGAAGAUAACAGAAAUGGUGUAUGCCAUUUUUCGAAUUUUACUUUAUCAUGCAAUCAAAUAUGAAUGGGGUGGCUGGCGUGUUUGGGUAGAUACACUAGCCAUUACACACUCAAAGGUAUCCUUUGAAAUGCACAAAGAAAACCUUUCUCAAAUGUUCAGGGAAUAUCAGGAGAAAGAAGAUGAAGAGUGUGGUGUUGGUCCAUCCACCGUAAUUAGAACUGUCUCAGGCACUAGUAGAGAAGUUGAAGUUGCAGCAAGGCAACAACAUUUGGAAAUAAAAGAAAUUGAUAUUUCUAGAAAUGAUGUUGGACAUGAUGAUGUCAAAAACAGUACUCUAAGAGGUGAGGAGGAAUCAUCUGAUUUUGCAGAACCAACCAAUUCAAAAGUGAAUGAAGAAAAUGGUCAGGGAUCCUCAGACGUAAACACAGACACUCGCUUAGAAUUUCCCGUAUCAACUGAAACCAUUCAGCAGAAUUCAGGAGCUACUUCAACUGGAACAAUUGAAACAAACCACAAGGAGGAAAGUGUAACUGUUUCUGAAGCACAGACACCUUCAGAAAAUACAGAUGGAGAGACACUUGAAAGCCCAGAGAUAUUAGAAAAGCUAACACCAGAAGUGGAGGAGGAAGAAGAAGAUUUUGUUGAUUUAAAAGAGGAGAGCAACCUACCAUUUACCUCAGAGGAAUCUGUUCCUAAAACUAAUGAAGAACACACCACAGAGGAAAUCCAGAUAGCACAACCAAUAGCACCAUUGAAAGAAUCUAUUUUAACGGAUUCAGAAUCCAAAAGUGUUGUGGCAUCUGCUGAAACACAACAAGAGCCAGAUUCCUUGUUGGCAAUCAGUGCUUCCGAAGUAAGUGAUGGAAAAGAUCAACCAAAUUCAAAUGCCGUGGAGAAGACAAGUGAAGAAAAUACUGAUCAUCCCCAAAGUAAAACAACUACUGAUAACAUGCCUCCCAAUACUUCAGAAAUGAUGGCUUCAGAAAAGAAAAUUGCUAAACUUGAUGUUUCCAGCGUUGCCUCAGAUACCGAAAGAUUGGAGUUAAAGUCAAACACAACACUGGAAGUAAAUCAGCCUGUUAGGUCAAUUCCUGAGAGACAUCUUCCAAUGGGUUACCAUCAUUCCACACCAUACUUCCUCAAAGGAGGUAGAUCACAUUCAGCAGCAAUAUAUGCACCCUAUGUGACAUCUAGGCAACAAGAACCAUCAGGUCAAAGUAUAGGAGCUGUGUCAGAUGGACAAAGGAGGGAUUCUAGGUCUACCAUGUUCCGUAUUCCUGAAUUUCGAUGGUCACAAAUGCAUCAACGGUUGCUCACAGACCUCCUCUUUUCAAUAGAAACAGAUGUACAGAUGUGGAGAAGCCAUUCCACCAAGACUGUGAUGGACUUUGUGAAUAGCAGUGACAAUGUCAUCUUUGUACAUAACACAAUUCAUCUCAUCUCUCAAGUAAUGGAUAAUAUGAUUAUGGCUUGUGGUGGCAUAUUGCCUUUGCUUUCUGCUGCUACAUCAGCUACGCAUGAAUUAGAAAAUAUUGAGCCAACUCAAGGACUGUCAAUAGAAGCGUCUGUUGCAUUCCUCCAAAGAUUAAUUAGCCUUGUGGAUGUACUAAUAUUUGCAAGCUCUCUUGGUUUUACUGAAAUUGAAUCAGAGAAAAAUAUGUCAUCUGGUGGAAUUUUACGACAGUGUCUUCGCCUGGUGUGUGCAGUAGCAGUCAGAAAUUGUUUGGAGUGUCAGCAGCAGCAUGCUCUAAUGAAACCUAGUGGAGAAAAUGUUAAGUGUCAGAAAACAGCACAAAGCCUGAUAGCGGCAGGAAAGUCUGGAGCAAAGAGUCCAGUUGAUAUUGUAACCGGAGGGAUUUCUCCAAUAAGAGAUAUUGACAGACUUCUUCAAGAUAUGGAUAUUAAUCGGCUUCGUGCGGUGGUAUUCAGAGACAUAGAGGAUAACAAGCAGGCCCAGUUCUUGGCACUGGCUGUAGUGUAUUUUAUCUCAGUCCUCAUGGUAUCAAAAUACAGAGAUAUCUUGGAACCUCAGGAUGAACGUAGGCAACCUCAGUCUGCUCAACCACUCAAGACAGCAAUAACAGAAGCUGAAAGCCCACCUGGAGCUACUACUGCUUUAACUCCUGUACCUGCUGAGGAGUUAGAAAGUGUAACAUCAGUACAAAGACGAGAUUCGGGUAUUGAGGAGGAAGCACCUUCUAGUUUAGAGCAUGAUUCCAAAGUUGUUACAGAAGAAGUACAGCCUGUCAGUGCAGGCCCAGAUGCCGUCAGUGAAGUACUGUGUACACUUUCUUCCGAAGUUAAUAAAUCUCAGGAAAGUAGAAGUGAGUUGCAAAGUGAGGUGGACAGUAACACAUCCUCUUUACAAGCUGCCAAGAAUGUCAAUGUAAAAGACAUCCUAAGAAGCUUGGUCAGUGCCCCUGCAGGUGGGGCCGUAGUUGAUCCUGCUAUUCUUCCACCAACUUUUCUUGGCGUCCUUGGGGAUGGUGUUGCCGAACAACCUGUGCAGUUUCAAUCAUUUGACAGGAGUGUAGUUGUGGCACCAAAGAAAUCGGUGGCUUCAACUACAGCUGCAGUCAACAUGCCCACAAAUGCUGUCAGUGUGGUUUCUUCUUUGGAUUCUGCCCAAACUCCGGACGUAAUCAGAGGAUCUCCUGGCAGUGGAUCAUCGAAUUCAAGGUUACCAUCUGUUCCUACAGUUUCUUCUGUGCCUGAGGAUUCCGCUUCAAACAUGAGUAUUACAGAAAGACUUGAGCAUGCUUUGGAAAAGGCUGCCCCUCUUCUGAGGGAGAUAUUUGUGGAUUUUGCUCCUUUUCUUUCUCGUACGCUUUUGGGUAGCCAUGGGCAAGAGCUACUGAUAGAAGGUACAAGUCUUGUAUGCAUGAAAUCCAGUAGUUCUGUUGUGGAGUUGGUUAUGCUGCUUUGUUCUCAGGAAUGGCAGAACUCAAUACAGAAGAAUGCAGGCCUAGCUUUCAUUGAGCUUGUCAAUGAAGGAAGGUUACUGAGCCAAACAAUGAAGGAUCAUCUAGUGAGAGUUGCAAAUGAAGCUGAAUUUAUCCUGAGUAGACAACGUGCUGAAGAUAUCCACAGGCAUGCUGAAUUUGAGUCAUUGUGUGCCCAAUAUUCUGCAGACAAACGUGAGGAUGAAAAGAUGUGUGAUCAUUUGAUACGAGCAGCUAAGUAUCGAGAUCAUGUGACAGCAACCCAGUUGAUACAGAAAAUCAUCAACAUUCUGAUGGACAAGCAUGGCGCCUGGGGUAAUUCUGCACCAAGUCGUCCUCGUGAGUUCUGGCGCCUUGACUACUGGGAAGAUGACUUGCGGCGCCGACGACGAUUUGUGCGUAACCCCCUCGGAUCGACACAUCCUGAAGCAACAUUAAAAGCAGCCAUAGACCAUGGUCAGUGUAAAAUCUGCUCCUUGCCAAUAGCAGCAGCCCCAGAUGAAGAUGUACUUGUGAAAGGAAAGCAGUCUAUCAGGAGCCAGGCUUUAGGAAAUCAGAACUCGGAGAGUGAGAUUCUUUUGGAAGGCGACGAUGAUACCUUGUCAUCCAUCGAGGAGAAGGAACUGGAAAACUUAACGGGUCCUGUUAGUCUGUCUACGCCGGCUCAGCUUGUGGCCCCCUGUGUAGUGGUGAAGGGCACCAUUUCUAUCACUGCCUCCGAAUUGUAUUUUGAGGUAGAUGAAGAAGAGUCCAGUUUUAAGAAAAUUGACCCCAAGAUACUUGCUUAUACAGAAGGACUCCAUGGGAAAUGGCUGUUUUCGGAUAUUCGAUCAAUCUUUUCUCGACGAUACCUCUUGCAAAACACAGCUCUGGAAAUCUUUAUGGCAAACAGAGUUUCUGUCAUGUUCAACUUCCCAGAUCCUGCAACCGUUAAAAAAGUGGUUAAUUGUCUACCUCGUGUUGGAAUAGGAACUAGUUUUGGACUGCCCCAAACCAGGCGCAUUUCUAUGGCCACUCCACGUCAGAUCUUUAAAGCAUCAAAUAUGACGCAGCGAUGGCAGCACCGAGAAAUUUCUAACUUUGAAUAUCUCAUAUUUCUUAAUACAAUAGCAGGGCGUACUUACAAUGAUUUGAACCAGUAUCCAGUAUUUCCUUGGGUAAUCACAAACUAUGAAUCGGAAGAGUUGGACCUCACGCUUCCAAGUAACUUCAGAGAUUUAUCAAAGCCUAUUGGUGCCCUUAAUCCCAAAAGAGGUGCAUUCUUUGCAGAACGCCAUGAAACAUGGGAAGAUGAGCAGGUUCCAAAGUUCCAUUAUGGGACACAUUAUUCAACAGCAAGUUUUACACUUACUUGGUUGUUAAGAAUCGAGCCUUUUACAACAUUCUUCCUAAACCUGCAAGGGGGAAAGUUUGACCAUGCAGAUAGAACAUUUUCUUCGAUUUCUCGGGCAUGGCGCAAUUGUCAGCGUGACACCUCUGAUAUCAAGGAGCUUAUUCCUGAAUUUUAUUAUCUCCCUGAGAUAUUUGUCAACUCCAAUAAUUACAAUCUUGGAGUGAUGGACGAUGGAACAGUUGUGUCUGAUGUCGAACUUCCACCAUGGGCCAAAACCCCAGAAGAUUUUGUUCGCCUGAAUAGAUUGGCCUUGGAGAGUGAAUUUGUUUCUUGCCAGCUUCACCAGUGGAUUGAUCUGAUUUUUGGCUACAAACAACAAGGGCCUGAGGCUGUCAGAUCCCUAAAUGUAUUCUACUAUUUAACUUAUGAAGGAGCUGUCAAUCUUAAUUCCAUAACGGAUUCUGUUUUGCGAGAGGCUGUUGAAGCUCAGAUCCGAAGUUUUGGACAGACUCCUUCCCAGUUGCUCAUAGAACCACAUCCCCCAAGAAGCUCUGCGAUGCAGGUGUAUCUCCUCCUGCAGAGUCCGUUGAUGUUCACAGACCAAGCUCAGCAAGAUGUCAUCAUGGUCCUAAAAUUUCCAUCCAACUCUCCUGUAACACAUGUAGCAGCCAAUACUCAGCCUGCUUUGGCAAAUCCUGCUGUCAUUACAGUUACUGCCAACCGACUGUUUGCUGUGAAUAAGUGGCACAAUCUUCCUGCUCAUCAAGGUGCCGUUCAGGACCAGCCAUACCAGCUGCCAGUGGAAAUCGAUCCUCUCAUAGCUAGCAAUACAAGUAUGCAUAGGAGACAAAUCACAGAUCUUUUAGACCAAAGUAUUCAGGUCCAUUCCCAGUGUUUUGUAAUCACUUCUGAUAAUCGAUACAUUCUGGUCUGUGGUUUCUGGGACAAAAGUUUCCGGGUGUACUCUACUGAUACAGGAAAGCUGAUACAAGUUAUAUUUGGACACUGGGAUGUUGUCACCUGCCUUGCCCGUUCAGAAUCCUAUAUUGGAGGAAAUUGUUACAUUCUCUCAGGGUCUCGAGAUGCAACACUGCUGUUGUGGUACUGGAAUGGCAAAACCAAUUCCAUUGGCGAUUAUGCAAAUGGUGAUUCUGCCACACCUCGCGCCAUCUUGACUGGACAUGACUAUGAGAUUACCUGUACAGCAAUUUGUGCUGAACUUGGCCUGGCAAUAAGUGGUUCUAAAGAAGGACCAUGUCUCAUACAUUCUAUGAAUGGAGAUCUGCUGAGGACGUUAGAACCUCCUGAAAAUUGUCUGAAAGCAAAACUCAUCCAGGCAUCAAGAGAAGGACACUGUGUCAUAUACUAUGACAAUGGUCAUUUUUGUGUAUUCAGUGUGAAUGGAAAAUUGCAAGCCACUAUGGAAACUGACGACAAUAUACGGGCAAUUCAGCUGAGCCGGGAUGGUCAGUACCUGCUUACAGGAGGAGACAAUGGGGUCAUCAUGGUGUGGCAAGUUUGUGACCUCAAGCAACUUUUUGCCUAUCCUGGUUGUGAUGCUGGCAUCCGAUCUAUGGCUCUUUCACAUGACCAAAGGUGUAUAAUGACAGGCAUGGCUUCUGGGAGCAUUGUACUUUUCUACAAUGACUUCAACAGGUGGCACCAUGAAUACCAAACCAGAUACUGAUGCUGGCACAAAUCCAACCAGCAUAUGCAGCUGCUCCCAGAUGAAGACUUGAAGCACAAGUCUCUUUUCAGUAUCUUGUUAGAGCCUCACUUCUUAUAAAUAGUUAAUAUAACAUCUGAAUGUAACUUAAACUUGCUGAGAAAUGCUAUUUUUUAAAAGUUUAUUGCUAUUUUUGUAGACCUUGCUUGACUUUUUGGGUAAAGGGGGGUGGUGGAAGAAGCAGAAAAUGGCUGCUGGGGUUCUGUAGCUUAAAAAGAAAAUCUAUAUUUUUAGUCAUAGUUUGUCUAUUUUGAUCCAAGCAUAGGGGAGAAACCUAAAUGAGAUGGCUAAAAUUCUUGUACUAGCUAUUAUUAUGAAAAGAAAAUCUCAUGUAAAUCUUUACAAUCUUAAGGAAUAUUUCAUUACAACAAUGGAAAUUGAUUAUAAUGCUGGAAGUUGCUUAUAAAACUGGCAUCUUAAACUGGGCUUGCCCCACCCUGGUUCGUAUUAUACAUUUGCAAUGAUUGUACUACUUCAAGCACUGAAUUUUCUGGAAAUCAAGACUAUUUAAAUUAUAUGCUAAAUGUAAUUUUGUUUCCAUCAGUGUAAUGAUCAAGCAUGCUUUUAAGUCUAGAUUAUUAGGUUUUCAAUUUGUUUUUGGGUUAUUGCUUUUUGUUUGUUUGCUGUUCUGUUGUGCAGCUGAUGAAGAGGAAAACAGCAGCAGGAUUGAUUUAUGAAGUGUAAGUCUUUAUUUUCCUCCUCUCCUAUUCCCAUGCACACUCAAAUGUGCAUUGUUUCUCAAAACCAAAUGUUGUGUUGCGGACUUGCAGUGUAUCCUCCCAUAAUUAGCUUCUGUCAUUUUUUGGAUCAUGUGUGUAGAUUUUAAUAACACUCCUCUCAUUGGCCUAUAAAGCUGAAGGCAGAAAAUAACUGGAAGCCCGUCUACAGAAAUCAUACUUUUGUUUCCAUUCUAGAAGCAGCUUAUGAAAGCUGUGUAGCACAAGCCAUACCCAGUGCUAUUCUCCAAAAUGAGAUAUGUUUGCAUCUUUCCUUCCCCAAUCAUGUUGACAAUACAGAAUACACUUUCUUCCAGCUCUUUGGAAUGGAAAUGCAAGUUUAUACUCUGGAACAAUGUAUUUUGGUGUUGCAUAAAUUCUACUUUUUCUACAAGAUUGCUGUGCAGAAUUCUGUGAAAAUACUUGUGAAAGGAACUGUACCGUUUUGUAGGCCUGUAUUGCAUAAAUACUUUGUACGUUGUACCUUGUUAAAGUUUGAAAUUUACAUUCCAUAUCUCUUGGUAUAUAAUUUUCUUCAGCUGCUUACUUGAAGCAGGUCCCAUCUCCCCAUUGCCCCCCUCCUCCAGCUACUCUCUCUUGCAGUGAAGAUCUAAAAGGGGAAAAUUCAGUUUGAAAUAAGAAAUUAAAUAAAAUGAUAUUUGUAAUUUAAUGAA